AUGCUGUUAAGAAAGAUUGGCAUACCAACAAUAACAUCUCCUACUACUCUAAACUGUGUAACAAACAACGCAAUACUCUGCACUCUCGCACGCUUACAGAUGUUAUUGGACGACCAGCUGAAGUACUGGGUCUUGUUGCCCAUCUCGAUUGUGAUGGUGUUGACUGGUGUGCUCAAACAGUACAUCAUGACGCUUAUAACGGGGAACAGUGCUAAUGAAACGCAGCCAAGAGUGAAGUUGACAGAGUGGCAAUACCUGCAAUGGGCACAAUUGCUGAUCGGUAACGGUGGGAACCUCUCUGCGGAGGCAUUUUCUGCCAAGAAAGAGUUUCUCAUCAAGGACCUCACCGACGAAAGACAUUUGGCCCAAGCCAAGCAACAGGACGGAUCGUCUGCCGGAGAGAUGGUAAACCCCUUCAAUGACCCGAACAUGUCUAAUGCUAUGAUGAACAUGGCCAAGGGCAAUAUGGCCAGUUUCGUCCCACAGACCAUUAUCAUGUGGUGGGUCAACCACUUCUUUGCGGGAUUCAUUCUUAUGCAGUUGCCCUUCCCCUUGACCGCCAAGUUCAAGGAGAUGUUGCAAACCGGUAUCAUCUGUCAAGACCUGGAUGUGAGAUGGGUCAGUUCCAUUUCGUGGUAUUUCAUCUCUGUGCUCGGGUUGAACCCAGUCUACAACUUAAUUGGGUUGAAUGACCAGGACAUGGGCGUACAAACUGGAACGGCAGGACCACAGGGGCCUCCACAAUCGCAGGUGGACAAAGCUAUGCAAGCUAUGGCCAACGAUCUGACCAUCAUCCAGCAUGCGACGUGUCUUGAUAGCGUUGAGCAGAGGGUUUUGGAACAUUAUAUGUAA
Messenger RNA from Saccharomyces eubayanus, 852 nucleotides. RefSeq names its product ER membrane complex subunit EMC3 (gene EMC3). The transcript has a single exon. Gene Ontology annotation, biological process: protein folding in endoplasmic reticulum. Lineage: Eukaryota; Fungi; Ascomycota; Saccharomycetes; Saccharomycetales; Saccharomycetaceae. The coding region runs from base 1 to 852 and encodes 283 amino acids. The record is from RefSeq and is a predicted model, not a curated record. Gene Ontology annotation, cellular component: membrane; EMC complex.